This is a messenger RNA of Lagenorhynchus albirostris (white-beaked dolphin), 1254 nucleotides long. RefSeq names its product mesothelin (gene MSLN). Gene Ontology annotation, biological process: cell-matrix adhesion. Gene Ontology annotation, cellular component: cell surface. The record is from RefSeq and is a predicted model, not a curated record. NCBI's taxonomy places the organism in Eukaryota, Metazoa, Chordata, Mammalia, Artiodactyla, Delphinidae.
AUGGUAGGGGCGGGGAAGCAGGGAGGACAUCAGAGUGGCUGUCCUCCACAGACUGUGGCCUUGCAGACUGCUCAACCCCGCGUGGGGUCCUGUGGGACUCCCACCCACGGCAGCCUCUUGCUUCUUCUCUGCCUCGGGUGGGUGCUACUUUCCAGGGCCCAGGCUGCAGACACGGAACUGGGUGUCAUGACCCCAUGGCUGCAAUGGGACCUGUCCUGGCAGCGGCCUGAGGUGACCGUCAUCCUUCUGAGGGCCCAGCGGUGCACAGAGAAGAAGGCCUGCCCCCCGGGGCGGAAGGCCCAAGUGUUGGACGAAAACCUUGUCUUCUACGAGGAGUGGGAGCUGGAGGCUUGUGUGGACGGAGCCCUGCUGGCCGCUCAGAUGGACCAGGUGAACCUGGUGCCCUUCACCUACCAGCAGCUGCACAUUUUCAAGCGCAAAUUGGAUGAGUUCUACCCACAGGGGUACCCUGAGUCCCUGAUCCAGCACCUGAGGUACUUCUUCCUUUGGGUGACCCCCGAGGACAUCCACAAGUGGAAUGUGACUUCCCUGGAGACCGUGAAAUCUCUGCUCAAAGUCAGCAAAGGGCAUGGGAUGGAUGCUCGGGUGGCCGCCCUCAUUGCCCUCUAUGUAGGGGGAGGGGGCCAGCUGGACAAGGCCACACUGGACACCCUGGCCACCUUCCCCGCUACCUACCUGUGCCUCCUCAGCCCUGAGCAGCUGGGCUUCAUGCAGCUCAACGUUGUUUGGGCGACCAGGCCCCAGGACCUGGACACAUGCAGCCCAUGGCAGAUGGCUGUCCUCUACCCCAAGGCCCGCAUCGCCUUCCAGAACAUGAGCGGGUCUGAAUACUUCACAAGGAUCAAGCCCUACCUGGGUGGGGCCCCCAUGGAGGACCUGUGGGUUCUCAGUCAGCAGAACAUAAACAUGGAUGUGGCCACAUUCAAGAAGCUGCAGAGAGAGGCUGUGCUGCCGCUGACCAUUGCUGAGGUGCAGAAACUUCUGGGUGCAAACCUGGUGGGCCUGAAGGCUAAGGAGGGGAACAGCCCACUGCGGGACUGGAUCUCCUGGCAGUCGCAGGAGGACCUGGACAAUCUGGGGCUGGGGCUCCACGGCGGCACCCCCAACGGCUACCUGGUCCUGGACUUCAACGGUGCAGAGGACUCCUCCGGAGGCCCUCACCUCCUCAGACUAGGACCUGGACCUGUGCUCACUGUGACCCCAAGUCGGCUCCUGGCCUUGAUCCUGAACUGA